Messenger RNA from Oncorhynchus gorbuscha (pink salmon), 3635 nucleotides. It is a transcript of the gene polm, whose product is annotated as polymerase (DNA directed), mu. NCBI's taxonomy places the organism in Eukaryota, Metazoa, Chordata, Actinopteri, Salmoniformes, Salmonidae. The transcript is spliced from 11 exons. Gene Ontology annotation, biological process: double-strand break repair via nonhomologous end joining. The record is from RefSeq and is a predicted model, not a curated record. Gene Ontology annotation, cellular component: nucleus. Gene Ontology annotation, molecular function: DNA-directed DNA polymerase activity; DNA binding. The coding region runs from base 958 to 2682 and encodes 574 amino acids.
ACGUCUGAGAAAGUUUGAGGAAGUAACCAGCUAAUGAUCAUAUGAUCACCUCUUUUUCACUCGAUUGAAAAGGGAGGACUUUAAACCGCUUGUGGUGUUUUAGAUAAAUACCAUUAAAUGUGGCAGCUUGCUUGAAAUACCACAAAAGAAAGUGUUCUUAGAACGAGUCACAAAUUGCAAACAUCAGUGUAAUGGGGUCUAGCGCGGAGUGUUUCAUAUAUUAUGUUGAUGAUUCGUCUUGAAACAGCUGAAACUUGUUACAACAGUUCGGUCUACAUUUCUGUAUACUUGUUUUGCUUUAUUUCAAAUUAAAAUAAAAGUGUAUUGGUUUCUAGCUAGACAUUUGCCAUGCGGGUCAUUACAUGUGAUUAAUUCGACGUACAAGGAUAAACCCACGCGAACUCUUAUGUUGACCACAUGGGCGCGUGGUGGGAAGGGCACUUCCUGUUUCCCCGUCGGAACUAUUUUUAGUGUUGCAAUUGCUGCAGAAGGUGGUUGUCCAAAAUUGACUUGAUGAGACAUGUAUAUCUCAUCGUGGUAGCAAGACAUCAGCACACUUUUUUAAAUUUAACCUUUAUUUAACUAUGCAAGUCAAUUAAGAACAAAAUAUUAUUUAAAUAAUUGUGCGCCGCCCUAUGGGACUCCCAAUCACGGCCGGAUGUGAUACAGCCUGGAUUUGAACCGGGGCCUGUAGUGAGACCUCUUGCACUGAGAUGCAGUGCCUAGACAGCUGCGCCAGUCGGGAGCCCAAGAUACUGGUCAAUUCAAGGGGCAAUGUGUUAAUAUUGCAUAACAUUAUAUUGUCACUAUCCGUACAGUAGGUGGCGGCAAUACAUCAAUAGGCGUAGUCUGCCAUAAAACCUUACGGAAGAAGAAGCACACUAGUGAGAAUUAUGAACCGUUGUUCAUGUAUCUGUUGUCGUUUUUAUAGACAGAUGAGCGAGUCUGCCAACAAAUAUGGUCCCUUUAAAGCGCAGGAAACUGAACUGCUCCGUUACAAGCGACAGCAGCGGUGACAGGACCAGCAAGUUUCCCGGGGUUGUCAUCUAUCUCCUGGAGAGAAAGAUGGGAGCCAGUCGGAGAGCCUUCCUCACUCGGCUCGGCCGGGGUAAAGGUUUCAACAUAGAAUACUCCUUAAGCUGUUCCAUCACUCAUAUCGUUUCCGAGAAUAAUUCUGGGGAGGAAGUCCGGACUUGGCUGGACCACCAGACUGGAGGACUGGAGAGAGAAGGGGGAGAAGGCAGGACAGCCCGACCUGGUUCAGUCCAUCUCCUGGACAUCGUUUGGUACACAGAGAGCAUGCAUGCUGGCAUUCCCGUGAUGAUACUGGACAGACACAGACUACAGGAGAGAGAGAAGCCUGGUUUGGAGCUGGCAGUGGUCUCAGUACCCAGCUAUGCCUGUCAGAGACACACCCCUCUAUUGCACCACAACAUAACACUGACCGAUGCGUUGUCCAUACUGGCUGAGAAUGCGGAGCUCGGUGAAAACGAGGGACGGGGAGUGGCGUUCCGUAGGGCGGCAGCCUUGUUGAAGUCCCUCCCCCAGGAGGUCAGAGGGGCAGAGCAACUACGAGGACUGCCUUGUCUGGGGGAGCACUCACUCAGAGUCAUCAAGGAGGUUCUGGAGGAUGGUGUAUCUCAUGAGGUGGAGACCACCACGCAUUCAGAACAGUUUAAGGCCAUGAAGUGUGUGUUUCAGGCCCUAACAGGUAUUUUCGGGGUAGGGGCAAAGACAGCGGACCGUUGGUUCAGGGAGGGAAUACACACCCCCUCCGACCUGCAAAGAUCAGGACGCACACUCAACAGAGCGCAACGAGCAGGUCUGCAGUAUUAUGACGAACUGAACCUGCCUGUCACGAAAUCAGAGGCUGUUGCAAUUGGUCAGAUUGUGGAGAGGGCGGUCCAUGCUGUGCUCCCGGGGGCAGAGAUCGCUCUGAUUGGAGGAUUCAGGAGAGGUAAGCAGACUGGUCAUGAUGUGGACUUCUUGAUAACCCAUCCCGACGAGGGCAGAGAGGAGGGGCUCAUGCCUAAGGUGGUGUCCUGGCUUGAAGCACAGGGCUUCCUGUUGUACCAGAAGACCACUGGGAACUCUUAUCUGGAGAGCAAAGAGGGUCCUGCGAGGCCAGCCUCUAACAUGGACCGAUUUGAAAGAUGCUUCUCCAUCUUUAGACUGAGCACAGACAACGAAGGGAGGGAGAUCCAGACGGGGAGGGAGAUCCAGACGGGGAGGGAGAUCCAGACGGGGAGGGAGAUCCAGACGGGGAGGGAGAUCCAGACGGAGGAUGGUCCACAGACACUGACCAAUAUAGAUCCACACACCCACUCAGACUCUCCUCACCCACUUCCCCAGACCCUUGUGGUGGUGGGUGAUCAUGCCCAGAAGGUGAGCUGGGUGCUGGGUCAUUCUCAGUGCUCAGGUCCCCGGUCCUGGAGAGCAGUGAGGGUAGACCUGGUGGUCUCUCCAUACAGUCAGUUUGCCUUCGCAUUGCUGGGCUGGACUGGAUCGAAGUUGUUUGAGAGAGAGCUGCGACGCUGGGCAGUACAUGAGAAGGCCAUGACUCUGAGCAGCCAUGCUCUGUACGACAGAAAACGGACGCAGUAUCUAAGGGCUAGUUCAGAGGAGGAGAUCUUUGCUCAUCUGGGUCUGGAAUAUAUCCCUCCCUGUGACCGGAACGCCUGACGACAACAUACUGGACUGAUAACAGAUACAGUCUAAGAGCAAACCCACGCUAAAUUAAACCUAAACAUAAUCCAAAUCAAACUAAGCCUUAUCCCGAGAACAACACACAGGUCAGAUACAGCCUAGGGUAGGCAAGAAGGGGAGGUGAGAGGUGGAUAGAUCGUUACAUAUCUGUAUUUGAUUCAAUUGUAAAUAAUAAAAAACAUACAGACCCAGGAUGUUGUAAAGUACCAAAUCUAUAGAUGUGUUUAAUUUAGUUAACUCAAUUAAAAUAACUUAACUACUCGGGCCAUUAAUUGUACAUUAUGUGCUUUUUUUCAUAUCUGACAUAGAUCAUAGAUCAUUUUCUUUCAUUGGUGCCUUGUUAUUGAAUACGUUUUUAAUAUUUACUGCAAAAUGUCUGCUUGUUUGUAAUAUUUAGAAUGCAGUUAAACUAUGUGAAUUAAAAUGAUAUCAAUCAUUUUAGACUUACCAAAAAGCUUUUUAAACAUAAUGUAGGCCUAAAACUGUGUGCAUUCUGAGGGAUGCUUAAAUAAGUGCUUAAAUAUAUGCAUGCCCUCAUACAGUGUGUGUGGUUUUGUUACAUUUUGCAUGAUGACAGCAGUGGCCUAUUUACACAGCAGGUGUACGCUACACACACCACCACCAUCCAACUUACGGUCUCAGAAAUAGAAACAUUAUGUACAAAAUACGUUUUUUUAAAUGCCAAAAACACACACGUAGCAUAAUUGGUUAGGAGAUCGUAAAACGGCAGCCAUCUCCUCUGGCGCAUGUGACAAAUAAAAUGGGACUCUAUUACCUCUCAUGACAUGUCUGAGCAUAUAUAUGUUUGUACAUUGAUAUAUGUAUAUACAGUGUACCAUUUUAUAUAUUAUCAAUUUAUGCAGUGGUGGUUUCUGUGUGUACUCUUGUUUUUAGUUGACAGAAAUAAAACUCUCUUAUUAUUGAAUGAG